ACGUAUCAGGAGAAUCAACAGAACGAGUCGACUCGAGUCACGUGGCCUGCGCGUCAUCUCUCCGCGACACCCCAGCUUGUCAUUGCAGAGCGAGAUGGCGUCGCACUCUGGACACACGCCUGCAGCAGACGCGGAACUGGACGAGUUGUUGGACAGUGCACUGGAUGACUUUGAGAAGACGAAUGUUCCUCAUGCUCCUCCUGAAGCCCCCAGUGCAGAAGCGAAGGCUGGACAGAAGCCACCUCUGCUGGAGGACAGUCAGUUCUUCGAGUCUCUGUUUGAAGGAGAGAUGGCUCAGCAGGCGAAGGAGGAGUGGGAGAGAGCCAUGGCUGAGCUGGCGCAGGAGGAACCUGAGCUGAUCCAGCAGUUCCACAAACUGUCUGAAGUGGCAGGGAAAGUGGGUACUGACGCAGCAUCACAGCAGGAGUUUGCGUCCUGCCUCAAAGACACACUGAGCGGUUUGGCCAAAAACGCAGAUAAUCUGCAGGCCACCGGGUUAGCUGGAGAGGAUCUGGCUAAAACAUUAGAAGGUCUGGGACUGGAAGAGAACAGUGAAGGAGAUGGAGAAGAUGGGAAUAUCCUCCCCAUCAUGCAGUCCAUCAUGAAGAACCUUCUGUCCAAAGACGUGCUGUAUCCAUCACUCAAAGAGAUCACAGAGAAGUACCCCGAGUGGUUGGACAGUAACAGACAGUCUCUCUCGGCCGAGGACGUCCAGCGGUACGAGCAGCAGCACAGGAUCAUGGGAGAAAUCUGCAGCCAGUUUGAGAGAGACGGAGACACACAGAGCAGCUUUGAGAACAUUCUGGAGCUCAUGCAGAAGCUGCAGGAUUUGGGUCACCCCCCGAAGGAACUGGCUGGAGAAGCGCCCCCUGGUCUGAAUUUCGAUCCAGAGUCUCUUCAUCUUCCUGGCGUAGCGGGGGCGGAGCAGUGCUCCGUCAUGUGACUGCGUGGAGGCGGAGUUAUGCUAGCGGAAUGAAGAUGAUAGUGUGAUGUUACGAGUGUGUGUGUUUGUGUACAGACUCAUAAAUUAAAAUUAAUACUGCCUUUAAUGACCCGAAAUAAUAAUCCACACCAGGUUACAUGGUAAAUUCGGUUAUUUAUUUCAGUUAGCGUUAGCACUAUGUCUCCAGCGGCAGUUUGCUAACAUGCUAAUUUUAGCUCUUCUGCUGCUGUGUGAUUUAAUCCCAGACCUUAAUGCUACUGUUUUAUGCUAAUCAGUGCACUUGGCUGAAACAGGAGCACUUGUUGUGAAGAUGAGCGAUAAGCUCCGCCCCUUACCUGCAGCAGGUACACCUGCAACCCUCAUCAGUCCCUCUAACGGUUUUCUCUUCAUUCUGCAGAACAGUGUGUGAUUACACAACACUAACACUGUGUGUGUGUGUGUGCGUCCGUGUGAGCGUGUGAGUGAGAAAGAGAGAGAGAG
Messenger RNA from Hemibagrus wyckioides, 1423 nucleotides. RefSeq names its product peroxisomal biogenesis factor 19 (gene pex19). NCBI's taxonomy places the organism in Eukaryota, Metazoa, Chordata, Actinopteri, Siluriformes, Bagridae. The coding region runs from base 95 to 943 and encodes 282 amino acids. Gene Ontology annotation, biological process: protein import into peroxisome membrane. The transcript has 8 exons. Gene Ontology annotation, cellular component: peroxisomal membrane; peroxisome. The record is from RefSeq and is a predicted model, not a curated record.